AUGGAGUUGUAUCCUCUGCCUCCUUCCCAGACCCGGCCCGGGGCGAUCCAGCCGGUGGGGCGCGUGCGGCCCAGCACCUCCCCAGCGACGCCAGAGGGCCACAGCCCCAACCCCUUCCAGCAUGGCCCCUCCCCCUUCAACUCCCAGACCUCUGCUGACCUCUGCUGGAGGACUGUGACCCGGGCGUACCCAGGCCGGGCUUCCUGCUCCCCGACAGCCAGCCGCUCAGCUGCACAGCCGCAUCCGUCAGUUCUCCCUGCUCUCACGCACGCCCGCCCGCCCAGCCUUGUUGUAUUUCCCUCGGCGUCUCCAUGGAGACCGUUGCCAUGGCAGCCGGCUAUCACUCCGCCGGCGUGGCUCUGGCGCUGGAAUGACAGCCAGAGCCUGAGGAGGCUUUUCAAAGUCAGCGUGGCUCCAGGAGAGGCCUGCGAUAGCGCGGCCUCCGUGCUGCAUUAUGCAUGGCGCCCGGAGCCCGGUGGCGCAGGGCCGUGUGUGAACAGAUACGGGCGGAUUAGCUCCGCUGAGCUGGGGGAGGUGUGCCACGGCGUCCUG
This is a messenger RNA of Menidia menidia (Atlantic silverside), 552 nucleotides long. Lineage: Eukaryota; Metazoa; Chordata; Actinopteri; Atheriniformes; Atherinopsidae. The record is from the annotation of a GenBank genome assembly.